Messenger RNA from Salvia hispanica, 594 nucleotides. Lineage: Eukaryota; Viridiplantae; Streptophyta; Magnoliopsida; Lamiales; Lamiaceae. The record is from RefSeq and is a predicted model, not a curated record.
AUGAGAUUCAAGAUUGUGGUUGGAGUGGCUCGAGGGAUUCAUUAUUUGCAUUGUGGUUGUGAUAUCAAGAUCUUGCAUUUUGAUACCAAGCCUCACAAUAUACUUCUUGAUGACAAGUUUGUUCCCAAGGUUUCCGAUUUUGGGUUAGCAAAGUUAUGCUCGGUAGAAAAGGACACAGUGACGAUGACUGCUGCUAGAGGCACUAUAGGCUAUGUUGCUCGGGAACUCAUCAACAGAAGCAUUGGCCUAGUGUCUAACAAGGCCGAUGUGUAUAGUUUUGGGAUGUUGUUGAUGCAGAUGGCGGGCGUAAAUAGAGAGUUGAGGAGAAAAAAAGAUGAUUCAACAAAGUAUUUCCCAGAUUGGAUAUACGAUUGCAUUAACAAAGGCGAGGGGAUUGUAACUGGAGAAGCAGAGAACAACAAUACUGAUGAUGACAAUGUGAUUGGAAAGAUUGUUCUUGAGAAGAUGACAAAAGUUGAUCUAUGGUGCAUACAAAUGAAUCCAGAUAAUCGUCCAUCAAUGAACACAGUGUUGGAGAUGUUGGAAGGUCAUGUAGAAGAUUUGAAGAUUCCGGAGCAUCCAUCUCUCACUUAG